AUGAAUUCAUUAUUUUUUUCUAUAAAAUAUUUAAUGUUUGCAUUUUUAAUUUUGAUAUUGCAAUAUUCUAACAAUAGUUCUUUCGAAUCUUGGAACAUUAAAAAAAACUCAGAAGGAGCUUUUCGUUUAAAGGUUAAAAGAACAUUAUCAGAAAAUAUAUUUAAAAAGUCAAAAAGUGAAUCCACAGAAAAUCUAUUAUAUGCAUACGAAAAAGAAGAAAUAAAUGAGAAACAAGAUGAAAAGGAGAAAGAUAUUACAAAAUCAAAUACACAGAAAUCAAUUUUUCAUUCAAAUAUUAUCCCAAAAUCUUCAGAAACAAAAGUAGAAAUAUCAAAUGAAAAUAGUGUUAGCAAAAAAAAAGUAAGCAAAUGUAAAGAUAAAUUCAUUCGUACUUUAGCUUUUUCCCUUGCUUUCUUGUCAUUACCACUCUAUUUGGUUUAUUUAAGUCAUAUGGCAGCCUUUUUUAAUUGGGAUAAACAUAAGAAAACAUCUCUUAUUAUAAUGAGUUAUUGUAUUCUAAUGAUUUCAUUUAUGAUAUGUUUACUCUUUCGUAGGUAG
This is a messenger RNA of Plasmodium gallinaceum, 558 nucleotides long. Its product is annotated as Plasmodium exported protein, unknown function. Bases 1 to 558 code for a protein of 185 amino acids. The record is from RefSeq and is a predicted model, not a curated record. NCBI's taxonomy places the organism in Eukaryota, Apicomplexa, Aconoidasida, Haemosporida, Plasmodiidae. The transcript has 2 exons.